Molecule: messenger RNA, 405 nt
Organism: Homarus americanus (American lobster)
Lineage: Eukaryota; Metazoa; Arthropoda; Malacostraca; Decapoda; Nephropidae
Product: cuticle protein 16.5-like
Exons: 1
Coding region: 1-405 (134 amino acids)
Source: RefSeq, a predicted model, not a curated record
AUGUCUGCUGUUACCGUUGCUGUUCCUGCUGUUACCGUUGCCGCACCUUCUGUUACCGUUGCUGCUCCUGCUAUUACCGUUGCUGCUCCUGCUGUUACCGUUGUUGCUCCUUCUGUUACCGUUGUUGCUCCUUCUGUUACCGUUGCUGCUCCUCCUGUUACCGUUGCUGCUCCUUCUGUUACCGUUGCUGCUCCUGCUAUUACCGUUGCUGCUCCUCCUGUUACCGUUGCUGCUCCUUCUGUUACCGUUGCUGCUCCUACUAUUACCGUUGCUGCUGCUAUUACCGUUGCUGCUCUUCUGUUACCGUUGCUGCUCCUCCUGUUACCGUUGCUGCUCCUCCUGUUACCGUUGCUGCUCCUCCUGUUACCGUUGCUGCUCCUGCUGUUUGCUAUAUCGUCCCCAUAA